GAGUUUAUAAGAGAGAUACAAAAAGCAAAGCAAAGCAAAGCAAACCCAAAGCCCGAAUGGUAUAGACUUUGAGUUUGAUGCUGAUUCAAUUACAGCUCUUAUUAUCAAAAGUCAAGUCAAUAAUCAAACCCACACACACACACACACACUGAAACGGAUCUCAAAUCCAAAAUCCAAAACCAAACAUGGCGGAGCACUUGGCGUCGAUAUUCGGAACUGAGAAAGACAGGGUGAACUGCCCUUUCUAUUUCAAGAUCGGAGCGUGCAGGCACGGCGACCGGUGCUCGAGGCUCCACACGAAGCCCACAAUCAGCCCAACGCUCCUUCUCUCCAACAUGUACCAGCGCCCUGACAUGCUCACCCCAGCCCCGGCUCUUAACCCCCAAACUCAGCCCAAUCUCGACCCUCGCCACAUCCAAGACCACUUCGAAGACUUCUACCAAGACCUCUUCGACGAGCUCAGCAAGUACGGCCACCUCGAGAGCCUCAACAUCUGCGAUAACUUGGCUGAUCACAUGGUUGGGAAUGUGUAUGUUCAGUUUCGUGAGGAGGAGCACGCGGCAAAUGCGCUGAGGAAUCUCAAUGGAAGGUUCUACUCAGGGCGUCCUAUCAUCGUUGACUUCUCGCCAGUCACUGAUUUUCGUGAAGCUACAUGUAGACAGUAUGAGGAAAAUGUGUGUAAUCGUGGUGGCUACUGCAACUUCAUGCAUCUGAAAAAGAUUAGCAAGGAGUUGAGGAGGAAAUUAUUUGGGAGAAACAGAAGAAGGCGUAGUCGCAGUCGAAGCAGGAGCCGCAGUCCUGUUAGGAACCGUGGUUAUGAAGAGCAUUCACGUGGUGGCCGUGGUUUUGGUAGAGGUGGUGGUGGUGGUCGUGGAUUUGGUAGAAGAGAUGAUGACAGAGAUUUCCGUUCCUUCCAUGAUAGGGGCAGGAGGCCAAGAAGCCGCAGUCCUGGACGUAGAGGGGAACGAAGCAGAAGCCCUGGAGGAAGGAGGAAUAGGAGUCCUGUCAGGGAAAGUAGUGCUGAAAGAAGGGCUAAGAUUGAGCAAUGGAAUAGGGAAAGGGAACAGACAGAAUCUGGUGUUCCGAACCAUGAGGAUAACAUUGACAAUGACAGCAAUGGCUUUGAACAGAAUGAUCAGUAUAAUGAGCCUGAGCAACAUCAGCAGCAUGAUAGAUACGAUGAUUAGCCCCAUCAGACUUGUCUGGUGGAGUACAGGUUCCCUGUCAUGUGUUAUUGAAAGUAAAAUUCUUUUAAAAAAUUUCUCCCCUUCUAAAAUGAAAAGCAAAAAGAAUUGAUUUAUAGGUAGCUGAACAUGAAAUUACAAAUUGAUUGCUGCUAUGCCUGUAUUGUAACGCUUUAAAUUUCACUUCCAAGUUAAUUCAGGUAAUUGCGUAGAUUUUUUUUAGUAGAUAUUUUUUUAAGUAACAUUUACUUUUCAUUGUUCUUCAGUUGAUGAUCACUUUUAUGCAUGUUUAUGUAAUUACAAAGUGAUUUUCCCUCAGGUCUCUAAUUUUUUUUUUCCUUUGAAAAAUAAUUAGCUUCCCAUUAUUAGUUAUUUAAGUCAAGGGAAUUCAUGUGUCAAAAUGGAGCAUAUAUAAAUUGAAAUAGUUUCUGGAUUUGGAGCCAAGUGGAAAGCACCUUCAAAAUACGAUAUUUUUUUUCUUUCCUCGAUUAUAAGCCACUUCAUACAGGAUGUGUCAUAAGGAAAUUUCGUUUUAUUUUUUUAACAUAUUAAACUCUUCAAACAAAAAUUUUCAGCUGUUCAGCAUGAAGUUCAUAUUUUUCUACUUCAUAGUACAAAAUUAAUUUGUCCAUAUCCCAACUGAAAAACAAAAGGGGAUUGAGGUAUUGUUUUUUUUCCACUCAAUUUUCCUGUGAAAGUUGUGAUCUCACCUACUGUACAAGUUUUGCAGGUUCAGGUGUUCCUGCUUCCCAGGAUAGAGCCUCAAUUUUCAGCUUACAAUGAUAUUUGUAUACAGGUUUGGCUGUCAUUGUCUGUGGAGCAUUGUGUGCAGGACCUGAUGUGAGUGUUGUGAAAGCAUUGCUGAAAUCUCCUCGAGCUUCUUACAGGAGAAAACUGCUGAAAAAUAUUGUCAAGAUUUCUAUUUUAGAGAACAGAUUUAAGCUAUAUAGGACCUUAGAAACAGUAGUGAUUUGAUUUAAUUAUGCAGUUCCAUCUGGUACAAUAUUUUAGUUUUUCAACUGUAAUGUUGAACUCUUCGAGUGUCAUUCUGUUUUAGACUAAGUAUUAAUUUGGCUAUUAAAGUUUUCUUGGUUAAA
Molecule: messenger RNA, 2281 nt
Organism: Quercus lobata
Lineage: Eukaryota; Viridiplantae; Streptophyta; Magnoliopsida; Fagales; Fagaceae
Product: splicing factor U2af small subunit B-like
Exons: 5
Coding region: 186-1187 (333 amino acids)
Biological process (GO): mRNA splicing, via spliceosome
Cellular component (GO): U2AF complex
Molecular function (GO): RNA binding; metal ion binding
Source: RefSeq, a predicted model, not a curated record